GAAAAUAUGAAACAGUUAAUAAUCCAGAAUUGGGUCGGUAUAGCUGUGGUGCACCAACGUGUACAGUUGAUUCAAGUAAAUGUCCACCUGAAUUGAAAAUGGACGAUGGAAAUAGUGGUCAAGUAUGUCUUUCAAUCUGUGGAGCAAUUCACAAUAAUCAACUGCGUAAAAAACAUGAUAUUUUAAAAAAGAUUUUUGAAAAUGAAGAUCAAAAAUCGCAACAAGACUAUAAUCAUUCUCCAUACAAUAAUGAUGACGUUCAAAGUGGUAAGAAACUUUGCAAAGUUGAAGAAUGGCCACGUGCAAGUGAUGGACAACGUUAUGAUGAAGUAUUCAAAAAUCAGUGUCAAGAUGCUUACAGUUGGCAAUUUAAUGAUGGCUCAAGCACCUAUCAAUGCAAAAAUGCUCAUUAUGAAAUCACAAUGUGUCCGGAUGUUGCUAGUGAUGUUGGUGCUGCGGUAGCCAAAUC
Messenger RNA from Didymodactylos carnosus, 469 nucleotides. The record is from the annotation of a GenBank genome assembly. NCBI's taxonomy places the organism in Eukaryota, Metazoa, Rotifera, Eurotatoria, Philodinida, Philodinidae.